CUCUGCACCUAUUACGUGUGUCACCCACGCAACCAAAGGCAUUGAUAAUUAAGCUCGUUAACCAAUUCUCGCAAUUUCCUGUGUGCACCCAGUGCUAGAAUCGUGGAGGAAAGGAACAGAAGUUGAGUCCAUGUAUGAUGAUCUGGUACAGAAAUUGGUGACAGUUCAAGUAGCGUGUAACUUGAGCUACACCGAAUGCCAGAUCCAAGCUUGCAAUUAAUAUGAUUAAACGAGCUACUUUUACCGCAUACCGGUACGUUAAACUUAACAUAAUAUCUUGGUGAGUUAUAGUGUCAAGUGCUGCUGGUCGUCAUUAGGUCGAUCAGCAUGAAUCGAGCAACGUGUCUAAUUUUGCUUGUUUUACUUCCUGUGAGUGAGACUGGUUUUAUGAUUGAAAUAGCUACCGAGUUUUAAUUAUGUAAAUUUAUUCGUAACACGGUUAGAAAUCUUAACAGUGAUAAAGAAAAAAAAAUGAACGAACCUUGAGGUCGAGGUUAUCGAAAUCUCAUUGAGUCUUAAGGACAUGAAAACACAAGUGCGCCUAUGUGAAAAAAUGCAUUCUUGAUACGAGUGCUUUUGCGUAUCAUAUUCGGGAGUUUGUGUCUAGUGUUAAUAAAGUAAUUUUAAGUGUUCAACAUGCAGUAAAUUGCAAAUACCUGCGUUCAGUGCAAACUUUGAGUGCGAGUUAUUUGAUUUUUAACAGAGUUUAACAUUUGAUAACGUUUACUGUUAGCUAUUGUGAGUAAAUUAGAGAAUUUCAUGAGAGUCGGUAAAUAACAGAUUAACAUCAGGCUCUAUGUGAACUGCACUCGAAUGUACCGACUGUUGAUAAAGUAAUUCUAAAAAAAAUUGUAAUUUAUCGACAUCGUGAGAGUUCCAACAGUGGAUGUAUACAAAGUGGUUAAAUGAGAAUGAACAGUAAUGUCAGAACAGAUCCGAUACGGGGCGAUGGCGUCGACGUCAAUUUUGAUGCCGGCGUCCUAUCAAGACGGGACGUUAGCGUCUAUGAUCUACAGUCACGGCGUAGUGCCGGCUCCGCUUUACUUUGCUUUACUUGCGGACUUUCCGUUGUUCUUGGACUAAUUUGUGCGUGUCUUGUUGUCUUCGUUGUUCUUCUUGGCGAUAGAUACGACAUAGCUGCGGCAUUUUUUGAUCAGAAUAAUACGAAAGUUCUUGGGAUGGGGAGUCAGGAAGCACCGUCAGGGCUGAACUUUCGACUUCCGACGGAGGUGAAGCCGAUGCACUAUGAACUCUACCUCUACCCCGACCUUGUCAAAGGAACGUUUGAGGGUAAAGUCACUAUCCUCAUCGAGGUCCUCGACAAGAGAAGCUACAUUGCUCUUCAUCAAAAGGAUCUCAACAUCACUUCGAUCGAACUGAAGACCUUCGACUGCGAGGAUAAUUACAAAGUUCCGAUAAAGGAGGCCUACGCUGUUUCAAAAUUGGAAGCAUACGUUAUUGCGACUGAAACGGAAAUCAAUCAGAGACUCUACAGUUUGACUCUCGAUUUUAAUGGCGCUUUGCAGCCGGAUAAGAUCGUUGGAUUUUAUUCCAGUACUUACAAGGAUGAAGAAAAAAAGACGAGGGUUAUCGCCACGUCCAAAUUCGAGCCUACGUAUGCAAGGCGUGCGUUUCCAUGUUUCGACGAACCCGGCUUCAAAGCAGAGUUUUCAGUCAGAUUGGUCCAUCCGACUGGUAAUUGCUACAGUGCACUUUCCAACAUGAACGUCGAGAGUUCCGUUGCUGAUACACCUGCACCUGGUUUAACUACAGUGACCUUUGCAAGAAGUGUACCAAUGUCCACGUAUCUAGCAUGUUUCAUAAUUAGCGACUUUGUCGCCGUCACUGCCAAAGCUAAGGGACUCAACGACAGGACGUUCCCAGUGAGCGUUUAUACAACUAGAGCCCAAAAGUCUAAAGGCACAUUUGCCUUGAAUAUUGGCGUCAAGGCUAUUGAAUAUUACAUUAACCUCUUUAAAAUAGAUUACCCCCUGCCAAAAUUGGACAUGGCUGCUAUUCCUGACUUUGUUUCCGGCGCCAUGGAAAAUUGGGGCCUGGUCACGUACAGAGAAGCUCGACUUCUUUACGACAGCAAAAUCACUUCUACUUCGAAUAAAAAGGGCAUUGUUACUGUUGUUGCUCAUGAGUUUGCUCAUAUGUGGUUUGGCAAUUUAGUCACGAUGGCUUGGUGGAAUGAUUUAUGGCUGAACGAAGGUUUUGCUACUUUUAUGCAAUUCAAAUGUGCGGACGCUAUUCUUCCAGAUUGGGGAUUGAUGGAUGAGUUUCUUAUCGACGAAGUUCAUCCGGUUUUCGCAACAGACGCUACAUUGAGUUCACAUCCGAUUGUUCAGACCGUCAGUAGUCCAGAUGAAAUCACAGCCAUCUUUGAUACAAUUUCUUAUAACAAGGGAUCGUCCGUUCUUCGUAUGCUGGAGAAUUUCUUAGGUCCAGAACUCUUCUAUGGUGGCAUCACUGUUUACCUGAACAAGUUUGCUUAUCAGAACGCAGAGACUAAACAUCUAUUCCAGAUUCUGCAGGAAGCUGUUGGUACCCGAUUGAACUUAAUCGCCAUUAUGGAUACCUGGACCAGGCAGAUGGGAUUCCCGGUAGUAAAUGUAUCCAGAAGUGGCAAUGUGUACACGUUGAAACAAAAACGAUUCCUAGCUGAUGCUGAAGCCAAAUACGACCCUAAUGAAUCUAAUUACAGAUACAGGUGGACCAUUCCUAUCACGUAUACCACUAACGAAAACUCAAGAUCAACACUGGUCUGGUUCGAUAAGGACCAGGAUGAUCUGGUGAUCAAAGUCGAGGAAUCUGUGAAGUGGGUAAAAUUCAAUAAAGACCAAGUGGGAUAUUACAGAGUAAACUAUGAGGAGAAAGAAUGGAAUUUGCUUGCUACUAUUUUACAAUCAGAUCACAUGAAAUUCUCUGCUUCUGACAGAACUCAUCUUCUGGAAGAUGCUUUCAGUCUGGCAGGUGCCACUGAACUGGAGUACAAAGUGCCUUUGUCAUUAUCUACUUAUCUUACCAAUGAAUCGCAUCAUGCCCCAUGGGCAGUUGCGUCAUCGAAAUUGAAGGCCAUUAACAAACUUCUAGCAUCGACUACUAUCGCUGACGAUUUUCGAAAUUACGUCAAGAAAUUAGUCGACAAAGCAUAUCAGAAGGUAACUUGGAAUGUGAAUCCUGAGGAAAAUCAUAUAACCCUAUCUCUUCGCUCGACAAUCAUUGAUCUGGCAUGCGCAGUGGGACAUCGAAAAUGUCUACAGGAAGCUGGAACAAUUUUCACUCACUGGAUUAACGAUACAAACGAUAUUAGACCACAUCCCGACAUACGGAGUCUCGUUUAUUAUUAUGGUAUGAGUUUCGUUGGCGGCGAAGCUGAGUGGGAUAUAAUGUUUGAAAGAUUCAUAAACGAAGGAGACGCUAUGGAAAAAUUGAAGUUAAUGAGGGGAUUGGCUGGAAUUCGCUCUGCAGAAAUAUUGAAGAAGUUCAUCAAUCUGGCCUUCAAUGAGACUUAUAUUCGAGCUCAAGAUUUCUUCAGUUGUAUGAUCAACAUAGCUGGAAACCCAGUGGGCACGCCUUUGGUAUGGGAUUGGAUAAGGGAGAACUGGGGUCAAUUAGUGAAGAGAUAUACCCUUAAUGAUCGUUAUUUGGGCAAACUUAUACCCUCGAUUACGAAUUCGUUCUCAAGCGAAUUGAAACUUGAAGAGAUGAAGGCUUUCUUCCAAAAGUAUUCCGAAGCCGGUGCAGGAGUCGGAGCCAGAGCCCAAGCAUUGGAAACUGUAUCAAAUAAUAUCAAGUGGCUGAAUAAGAAUACCGCGAAAUUAGAAUCCUGGCUGGCUGACCAAUCGUCCAAGAAAUUAUCUUAGUUGAUCACCAGGAUAACGAUGGAAUAAUUAACAUCUGGUGUAAUAAUGGUUUACUGUACGUAAAUUGUAAAAAAAAAAAA
Messenger RNA from Cephus cinctus (wheat stem sawfly), 3949 nucleotides. Its product is annotated as glutamyl aminopeptidase. Gene Ontology annotation, biological process: peptide catabolic process; proteolysis. Lineage: Eukaryota; Metazoa; Arthropoda; Insecta; Hymenoptera; Cephidae. Bases 906 to 3869 code for a protein of 987 amino acids. Gene Ontology annotation, molecular function: zinc ion binding; peptide binding; metalloaminopeptidase activity. The transcript has 16 exons. Gene Ontology annotation, cellular component: cytoplasm. The record is from RefSeq and is a predicted model, not a curated record.